This is a messenger RNA of Gallus gallus (chicken), 5644 nucleotides long. It is a transcript of the gene FBXL7, whose product is annotated as F-box and leucine rich repeat protein 7. Bases 1963 to 3297 code for a protein of 444 amino acids. The record is from RefSeq and is a predicted model, not a curated record. Gene Ontology annotation, biological process: SCF-dependent proteasomal ubiquitin-dependent protein catabolic process. NCBI's taxonomy places the organism in Eukaryota, Metazoa, Chordata, Aves, Galliformes, Phasianidae. Gene Ontology annotation, cellular component: SCF ubiquitin ligase complex. The transcript is spliced from 3 exons. Gene Ontology annotation, molecular function: protein binding.
GUGGUACAGGAGCGGAAUGGCAAAAGGACAAACGGGAAAGGAAUGCUCACAGGGAAAAGCUCCACCAGGGAGGGGUCUCCAACCAGAGAUCUUUCUCCAGUGGCAGUCAGCCCUUAAAUGAGGUCUAAGAGUCACAUUCCAGUCACACAGCUGAAUUGCCUUCACCUGUGCUCCCAGGGCUGACCCGGUCCUUUCCCCAGGCCGUCAAUCAGUGGUUUUGGCCAUGACUCAACAGUUCCCAUACAGCCGACCUGGCCCAACCCCUGCUCAAGCAGGGACAUCCAGAGCAGAUUGCCCAGCAAAUGUCAUGACAUCACAUGUCAAGAUGACUUGUGAAGAUCUCCAAUGAGGAAACCCCACAGCCUCUCCUGUGCCAGUGGUCCAUCACCCACAGAGCACAGAAAUGCUUCCUGAUGUUCAGAGAGAACCUCCUGUGUCCCAGUUUGUGCCUGCUGUCUCUUGUCUUAGCAGUGGGCACCACUCAAAAGAGCCUGGAUGUGUUUUCUUCCCCCCCACCCCCACCCCCCUUCAGAUAUUUAUUACAAGUUGAUGAGAUGCCCCUGCAUGAAUCACUUUCUGGGGCUUUCUAAAAUAAAGUAACUUUCUGUUUUAUCACGAUGACAAAUAUUUCUUGUUUCCUAAUGUUUCUUUUCCUGUGUCUUUAAGCCUACUGCCUAAGAUAUCUCCAUAAACUAAUGGUAUUAAAUCAGCUGAUAAAUGUGAAACUGCAUAUAAAGCUGGAAAUCAGUGAUAAUGUUUGAUACAAUAAGGUUAGGAUAGUAUUAAAAGUAGAGGCUAAAGGAUUUAAAUGAUAGUUUUUUUGUUUUUUUUUUUUCUGGAGUUCUUGCUUUGACUAAUAACUCUUUUCAUGAUUGUAUAGGUGUAAAUGUCACUUCUUUUUUCCCAUAUUGAUUUUGAUUUAAUGAAGUGAAAAAAAAAGUCAGUGAACAAUUUUGAUUGUCUCAUUUCAGUAGAUUGAAAUUGCAGUGAAUUGAAAAGGAACUAUUACAGUCAGUUAAUAUUCUAUGCAAAAUGAAGCAAUUAUUUAUUAUGGCUUCCAGUAGACUGGGAAGUUAUUGAAGUUGCCAUAAGUACAGGGUGCUGAAUUAUUGAUUUAUUUACAUGUGUGUACAUCUGAUACUCCUCGCAUGUCAGAGAACCAUAUGCUAUUGCAUAUAAAUAGCAAUCUAAUUUAUACAUCACAAGUCACAGACACAGCAAGUGGGAACUCAGACGGCAGGGCUGGGUUUUAGAGGAUGGCUAAUGCACCGCUCUUGCAAUUUUAAGUACCAUCUGUUUUGACAUAGUCUGGGCCUGUGUUGUGCUGGUGGUCAGGAAUCCGCGCAACUUAGCGCUGUUGGGCUUCAGCCAGUUUACAUUUUCUAGUAGGAGAAAGCAAGCAGUGGCCGUGCCUCUCUCCCUGCUUAACUCCCGAAUUUCCCACAAACAAAAUGUUAAUCCCCGUGGUUCUGAAUAAGCAUUAUGUGCUUGCUCAGUGCGUCACUGUGCGAAUACUGCAUAUGUUUGCAGCAGAUGAGGGGACUGCUGACUGUCACUCUAGGACCUGUGCAAUGUGAAAUGUGUUUUAUUUAAAAAAAAAUAAAAAAUCCACAUUUCAUGUGUCUUUCUUAGAGAGUUGUUGGAUAAGUUAGUGCUGGCGUCCCAGGUUUCUGCUUUGGAGAUGACAUUUCUUUUCUUUCUUCCCUGUCAGGUCCAGGUCACUCAGGUCCAAGGCUGAUUCCUCUGGAAAGUGGCUUUGGCUGGCUUUUUGCUGAAUUUAUUCCUUUGUCUGUAAGCAUAGAGGUAGCACUAUGGAUUUGUAAGAAACAUAAAACUCUGGAUUAAGUGGAACCUUCUGCCAUUGCCCUGAAGAGCCCUGGAGACCAGCCUUGCUUUCUCAGUUUGGCCACGUGUCAAAAGGGAGAGGAACAUGGCCCUAGAAAAUGAGAUUCCGACCUGAGCAUGCGGACACUCAGCACGCCCAGCCCAGCACUGAUAUUCCCACCGACAUCUCCCGGUUUCCAGAAUGGCCGAGGCUCCUCUACUUCGUCCUCCUCAGUCACUGGGGAAACGGUGGCCAUGGUCCACUCUCCCCCUCCCACCCGCCUCACUCACCCCCUCAUCCGGCUGGCAGCCAAGCAGCAGAAGGAGCAGGCCCACGUCGACCGGCUGCCCGACCAAUCCAUGAUCCACAUCUUCUCCUUCCUGCCCACCAACCAGCUGUGCCGCUGCGCCCGCGUGUGCCGCCGCUGGUACAACCUGGCCUGGGACCCCCGGCUGUGGAGGACUAUACGCCUGACCGGCGAGACCAUCAAUGUGGACAGGGCUCUUAAGGUGCUAACGCGGAGGCUUUGUCAGGAUACACCCAACGUAUGUCUCAUGUUGGAGACGGUAAUUGUUAGUGGCUGCAGGCGGCUCACAGACAGAGGACUCUACACCAUCGCCCAGUGCUGUCCGGAACUGCGGCGGCUGGAGGUGUCUGGCUGUUACAAUAUCUCCAACGAGGCGGUCUUCGAUGUCGUGUCACUGUGUCCGAACCUGGAACACCUGGAUGUGUCAGGCUGCUCCAAAGUAACAUGCAUCAGCUUGACUCGCGAAGCCUCCAUCAAGCUGUCUCCCUUACACGGCAAACAAAUCUCCAUCCGCUACCUGGACAUGACGGACUGCUUUGUCCUGGAGGACGAAGGACUGCACACUAUUGCCGCCCACUGCACUCAGCUGACCCACCUGUACCUGCGCCGCUGCGUCCGCAUCACCGACGAGGGUCUCCGCUACCUGAUGAUUUACUGCACGUCCAUUAAGGAACUGAGCGUGAGCGACUGUCGCUUUGUCAGUGACUUCGGCAUGCGGGAGAUAGCCAAGCUGGAGUCGCGCUUGCGAUACCUGAGCAUCGCCCACUGCGGCCGGAUCACAGACGUGGGCAUCCGCUACAUAGCCAAAUACUGCAGCAAGCUGCGCUACCUCAACGCGCGGGGCUGCGAGGGCAUCACGGACCACGGCGUGGAGUACCUCGCCAAAAAUUGCACAAAACUCAAAUCGCUAGAUAUUGGCAAGUGCCCUCUGGUCUCAGACACCGGCCUGGAGUUUCUAGCCCUCAACUGCUUCAACCUGAAGCGCCUCAGCCUGAAAUCGUGCGAGAGCAUCACUGGGCAGGGCCUCCAGAUUGUAGCUGCCAACUGUUUUGACCUGCAGAUGUUGAAUGUGCAGGACUGCGAUGUUUCUGUGGAUGCUCUGCGAUUUGUUAAACGACACUGCAAGCGCUGUAUUAUAGAGCACACCAACCCUGCCUUCUUCUGAAAGGAUACUCCACCCCUGUUGUUACGAUGCAGUAUUAAAAACACUGAUGUAUAAACACACGCUCCCAUAUUCAGUAAUGCUGUUUUUUUGUAGCUCACGGGAGUCAGCUUUUCUUGUAUGUUGUUGGUGAGGGAGCGUUUCUAGAGGACUAUUCUGUUUGCUUUUUGUAUGAUCACUUUUUAAGGUGCGGUGGGUCUCCGUUGAGAGGCUGCCUUAAUGCACGACCAGUGAGUGCUCAGCAUCCCUAGCGGGGUGCCAUUUCCGUAACAGCCAUGACCUUGUCCCAGGCUAACGUAGCUACCUCCAAAGGAAAUAGCACAUAAUCCCUCCUUUGGAAAGGCUACUAAGCUGUGUCAAACACAUCUGAAUUCCAGCUGUGCUCUUAAAGCUGACUAUGCAAUAUGUGUCUCUGUUCCCCAACUUCUCCAAUAUGGCUGAUAAAGCAUCCCCUUAUCUCCAAGUAGUUUUUCCUUGGUAGUCACUCAUUGUAAUCCCUCAGGAAAUACUGGGUGAUGUUCAUAAAUAUACUUCACUGAGGCAGAAUAAGACCUGCUGGCCAUUGCUGAGCACUCUGCUGCACGAGCCUGGAGAUUGUGCUGAAGCAUGGUUUCUCACGGAAAGCUCUUCUCCACGUCACUUAUGUACCAUCACUCGGUUCUAAAUCUGCCUUCACCUGCAUGUGUAGUAGCAGCUCCUGGGUCUGAUAAGCAGUGACAUUUUCAUUUGAGUGAAGGAAAACAGAUGCGAUAUUGGUGGCCUUGCAAAGGGAGAAGCCAGCAAGUCAGUCUGAGAGGCUAUUACAAUUCUGCAACAAGCUGAGCUCGCACUGCAGUACACUGGGGACCCUGUGAUGCUGAAGAAUGGCUGACACAGGGCAGUGCCCAUUGCUGCGCUGUACUGCUGUCACCAGAAGGUCUGUCUGCUCCUUCACGGUGCCUCUUCAGCAGCCGUGGCACUGCUGCAGCUGCCUCUCUCUGCGCAACCCAGGCACGUGCAUUGAGGUGCAUUCAGUAUGUGCCUUAGUACACGUAGAAACCUCACUCAUUUCUGUGGCCUUUCAGUUUAACAGGUAGGUAGAUGACUGAUCUCAGGUCUUCAGAGAGGUUAGCUUGUUGUUAGGUGACAUCCUGGGAGAGAGGGGGGCUUAGAAUGUUAUUCACGUCAGAGGUUUCAUUUUGUGAAACCUUGUCUGCAUGUGUUCCCAAAAGCUGGAUAAAUGGCUGCUGUUCAGCAAGGAAUUACCACGCCAGCGUUGCCUUGUUACACUGCAAGCCCACUGCACUCUCAUGGUCACUCUUGCUCAUGCAAGAACAAGCAGGGCUUGGAGGUUCCCCCUCUGCUGCCUCUUUCCUCAGAGCACGCGGUCAUUUCAUGGUUCCUUUCUUCACCGUUUUCUGGCAGCUGUUUCUCUGCAGCUUCGCAUUUACUGCUCAGAUCUGGAAGCCAGAGAUGUGAGGGGUGAUGAUAUUUUCAGGCAGGCCCCCUCUGCGUGACUGACAGGUGAAUUCAUACAGUCAGCGUUGUGAAUUUAUACAUUCAUCUCAAAUGCUAUAAAUGUCUUGGUAGAGAACAUAAGAAGGGAAGCACCGUGUCUGGUUUUCAUAAGCAGUAGUUCCAUCAUCUCCAGACAACACUCAUAAAAUCAUUGAUAUGAAGCGAAAAUCCACAUGCUCACGAAAAAUACAUAAUUGCUGAGGAAAUACUUGCAGCAGUGCUCGCUUAGAUUACAAAAAAGCAAUGCUUUGGGCACGUCCCUGCAGAGGGAACUUGUCCUACUUGUGCAAAAAAGUCCUGUAACGUACGUAUGUUCCUCCAGUUCGGAGUUUCCUAACUUCUGCUAUGUCACCACCUGUGAAUUACAAAUGCGAUCGUACUAAAGCGGGGAGGGCCAAGGAACAUGAAUUUGUUAUUGCUACUGUUACUGGUCAGCGGGUAGCAGAGAGUAAUCCCAUCCUUUGACCAGUUAACAUCACUUUAGUUUUCCUUUCUGUGUUUUUAAAAUUAGAGAUUCUUUUCCAGCCAGUAUUACAGUGUAUUUUAUCCGAGCCAGCUAUACUCUCUGUUUAUCCUUUAUCUGAAAACGGCCCCAAGAACAGUUAAAUGUUAAGCCCAUUCCUGAGGAUGGUGGGAUUUAGAGCCAUUUGCACUCAUGAAAUAUAAGGCCUCAUUAGUAACAUUUAACUGUUUAUUAGGAAAAAAAAAUCUACUUUUCUGGCUAAGCUAAAUUGAGUGAAUAGUGCUACAUGGUUUUUAAGGUUUCUCAUGUUUAAAUUGGCCUGUACUGUACAAAUCUCACUAUAAAGCCUUAAUUUGCUACCAAGAAAUAAAGCAAUAUAUUGGUAACUGA